CGGAUUUCGAAACAGAGUCGCUUAGCUUUGACAGCGAAGACCAGUUUCUUGCUGCGGACUCUCCUCGACCAGAAAAGCGUCGGCGCCUAGAAGAAGAGGGUGAUUACACUAACGAUGAGGAUGGACGCUCGGAAUCAUUAUCAUCCGUGGGCCUGCCAUCGCCGCGUCGUGCCUCGUUCCAAGGACAAGACAAUGGACACCAGGGAUCCAAAUACAAGGUCUUCGUACCGAAGCGCCGCAGCGUCCAAGAGAAUAUCUUUGUCACGCAGCUGACCCAGCCUCCUUCGAGCCCGGAGAGAAUACGGGGCCCGCGAUGGAAGAAGCCAGAUCCAGUAUCUACCAGCACCAUGUCCGAUCGGAUAGAGUCUCGCGACGAAAACGACGAUGACGAGUAUGAUGGUGACGAAGAGCUUAAAGCCGCUAUAGCUGCGUCGUUGGAUUCAUUUCAGCAGGAAAGUUCUGCGGGGAACCUCGGAAACACCGUAUCUAGGGACUUUGCACCACAAUCGGUCCAAGACUCUGCUGGAGGGCAAAGUAAUGACCGGGCUUCUACCCCAUUUGACAUUGGAGAUAUACCAGAGGACGCAUUCGAUUCUUCGCCAUCACUGUCACCGCCCUCUCGUCCUGCUCAGAUUAGUUUCAAUAAUGCUACUCCGUCUACAGCGAGAUCUGGGCGUCUUCGUCAAAGAACCCUAUUUGACAUGGUCACGCCAAAUUCAAACAGCCCAGCACGGAGUGAGGCAGAGGAAUCGCCUGCUCAGGAUGAACCCUCUACACAUCAUAAGCUAGAUCGCGAAGCUAUUAAGACGUGGGUCUACCCGACGAACUUGGGAAAGAUUAGGGACUACCAAUUCAACAUUACGCAGAAGGGUCUCUUUCACAACUUGUUAGUUGCACUGCCGACCGGUCUUGGGAAGACGUUUAUUGCCGCCACGAUCAUGCUUAAUUGGUUUCGCUGGACGAAGGAUGCUCAAAUAAUUUUUGUGGCGCCAACAAAGCCUCUUGUGGCCCAACAAAUCUCUGCGUGUUUUGAAAUUGCGGGUAUACCCCGUUCAUGGACAACACUGCUCACUGGAGAGACGGCCCCAGGAAUUCGGGCCGAGGAAUGGCAGACUAAGCGCGUAUUCUUCAUGACUCCCCAGACAGUUAUCAACGACCUCAAGACUGGAAUAGCGGACCCAAAACGUAUCGUCCUGCUUGUGGUAGACGAAGCCCAUCGAGCCACUGGCGGUUAUGCGUAUGUGGAAGUCGUCAAGUUCCUUAGGAGGUAUAAUAAAAGCUUUCGGGUCCUCGCCCUUACAGCGACCCCGGGAUCUAUGCUGGAAUCAGUGCAAGAAGUCAUUGAUGGAUUGGAUAUAUCGAAAGUUGAGAUUCGUACCGAGCAGUCUCUUGAUAUCCGAGAGUACGUCCAUGAUAGACGCAUUGAGGUGGAGACGUUUGAUAGCUCUGACGAAAUGAAUCUGUGUAUGGAUCUUUUUUCGGCUGCCUUGCAACCGCUUGUCGACCAACUCCGAACACUUAAUGCUUAUUGGGGAAGAGACCCGAUGGCUCUCACUCCUUACGGUCUUACCAAGGCUCGGCAGCAGUGGAUGGCGUCUGAUGCUGGUAGAAAUGCCAGCUUCGGUCUGAAAGGCAAAGUAAAUGCUAUAUUUACUCUUCUUGCGAGUUUGGCUCAUGGUAUUGACCUGCUUAAGUACCACGGGAUAACCCCCUUUUAUCGACAUCUUGUACAUUUUAAAUCCAACUCAGGGAGUGGCAAAUACCAGCGAGAGAUCAUCAACGAUGAUAAUUUCAAGAAGUUAAUGAACCAUCUUGAACCCUGGAACAAAAACCCAGAGUUCAUCGGGCACCCAAAGUUGGAGCAUCUCAAGCAAGUCGUUUUAAACCAUUUUAUGGAUGCAGGCGAUGGGCUCGACCAGAGUGACAAACCUUCUCAGUCGAACACGAGAAUCAUGAUCUUUGUACACUUUCGGGACAGUGCUGAAGAAGUGACGAGGGUUUUGAAAAGAUAUGAACCGAUGAUCCGGCCUCAUGUAUUCGUCGGCCAAACCAGUGCAAAGGGGUCAGAUGGGAUGGACCAGAAGACCCAGCUCAGUGUUGUGGAAAAUUUCAAGAAGGGAGUUUAUAAUACCAUCGUCGCAACGUCAAUCGGCGAGGAAGGUUUAGACAUUGGCGAAGUUGAUCUCAUUGUGUGCUACGAUUCGUCUUCUUCGCCAAUUCGGAUGUUACAGCGGAUGGGACGAACAGGACGCAAGCGAGCGGGAAAUAUAGUGUUACUCCUGAUGAGGGGGAAGGAGGAGGACUCAUACUUCAGAGCAAAGGAUAACUACGAGAAGAUGCAGCAAUUAAUUGCCAGCGGCUCUCGGUUCACAUUCCACGAGGAUCGGUCUCCGCGUAUCCUACCCCGUGACGUGAAGCCCAUUGCCGACAAACGAAUGGUCGAUAUACCAGUAGAAAACUCCCAGCAGCCAGGCUUACCGGAGCCAAGAAAGAGAGCACGCCCACCGAAAAGGCCACCGAAGAAAUUUCAUAUGCCAGACAAUGUCGAAACCGGAUUCACCAAGGCCUCUCGGCUCACCGGGGCCAAUGGCAUGGGGCCAAAGAGCAAAAACAAAACGACAACAAGAGCUUGAAGUCCACUACCGAAGGGUUGGGGGCACCGCUCCGCAGACAAUUAGCUUGCCGCGGAAUGACUCCUUCCCUCACUUACAACGGAUUGCAAGGCCUACCAAGAUGGUCAGGCAUGGCUCGGUUACCCGUCGCUUGAUCGACACUUUACAAAGAAUGGAGAAAUCCAGCGUGAAUUGCGAGGAAUACUACAAACGGAUUCUAGCUCGCGAAUCAAGUCUCCUGGCGAAUCGCUCCUCGGGCACUCAUAGUAUGAAAGCUCCUUUGGGCGCCCCCUCAUCACGACAGGCUGCCAAAUCCGGGACGAGUUUUUUGCAUAAGUCUAAGCGGACAGAUAUAGUCCCGGGCAACGAUGACAGUGAUGCAGAAUCGCUACCUUCGCUGGCACUGUCACAGUUGGGGAACAAAGAGGCUCAGAAGCAGCCCCAUGCGUCUCAAUUGAGUUGUGGUGGUUUUGGCACGGAUGAUGACCUCCCUGAUGUUAACUCGCUUAUAAAAGAGAUCACCCAUGAGCACAAGUCGUUGGGCAGGAGGAACAGAGCGGUAGUUGAUGACAGCGACGAAUGAGCCACGACAUGAGUUGGAUUUGCUGGAUAUUUACAUUCUUUUGGACACGAUGCUUAGACACAUGCUCUGUAAAAACUUAAUGACCACUUGAAAUCCUGGAAAUGAAACCAUGACA
This is a messenger RNA of Monascus purpureus, 3310 nucleotides long. The record is from the annotation of a GenBank genome assembly. NCBI's taxonomy places the organism in Eukaryota, Fungi, Ascomycota, Eurotiomycetes, Eurotiales, Aspergillaceae.